CAUUUUCCCUCUGCCGAAACAAAAACAAUCUAAUGUCUCUUCGGUAAAAAGCCUGGAAAAUAACUCGGAUUUUCUCGGAAACCUCAUGAAAAAAACCUAAAGCUCAGGGAGAGAGAAAAAAUGAUGUGAUUUCUCUCGCAUUUCUCUUCACUUUCAUCAUCAUUCCGCUGAAAUUCGUCGUCGGUUUUAGCUUCUUCGGGGAGCUUGAAUUCGAGAUUGUUGUGAGGGCCAGUGGUUGAAUUUGGUUAAAAGAAAUUGGUUAAUUGCAGGGAGGUUGAAUUUGGUUAAGCAAGUUCAAAGUCUAUAACAAUGUCUGUUUGUAGUGUACAGCUAACUCCAGUGGUUGAAGGGUCUCUAAGUUUACCUGGUAAUAUCACCUGUCGAUAUGGUCUGGCUUUUACUGACUCCAUCUUGGUUUUUCUCUCUGUUGGGGGCUCUGUGAUACCGAUACAUAUAAUGGAAUCAGAUUCAAUUGCUUCAGUGAAGAUGAGGAUUCAAAAUUCUAUUGGAUUUUUUAGGAAGAAGCAGAAGCUGGUUUUUGAAGGAAGGGAAUUGUCUCGAAACAAUUCUCGACUCCGAGACUACGGGGUUGCAGAGGGGGACAUAUUGCAUUUGAUUGUAAGGCUUUCUGAUCUUCAAGUCAUUACUGUGAAGACUGUUGGUGGGAAGGUGUUUACAUUUCAUGUUGAGAGAGGUAGAAAUGUGGGAUAUGUUAAGCAGAAACUUGCUAAGAAGGAAAAAGGGUUUGUUGAUCUUGAGGACCAACAACUGAUAUGUGACGGUGAGGAGCUUGAAGAUCAAAGACUAAUCAAUGAUAUCUCCAAGAGUGAAGGUGUCGUGAUUCACUUGCUGGUUCAAACAAGAUCUGCUAAAGUAAGGGCUACACCUAUAGAAAAGGAUUUUCAAGUGACUGUUGAGGCAUUGAAUUUGAAUGAUAAGAAUUUCGAGAAGGCAAAACCAUCUAAGGAGUUGCAGGUCUUACAGAGCAAACUGUUGCGGAGCCACAAAGAUUUCAUUUUAAAGCCUCUGAUUGUAAAUUCUAAGAUUGGACUCCCAUUUGUUUUGAACAAACUAAUUGACUUGACUUUUGAUGGAUUAGAAAGUGGCAAUCAGCCAAUUCAGUCAUCAGAGGGAUGUGGUGGUGUAUAUUUCAUGCAAGAUUCAUCUGGUCAAAAGUAUGUUUCUGUUUUUAAGCCCAUUGACGAGGAGCCUAUGGCUGUAAAUAACCCACAAGGGCUACCUUUGUCAGAAUAUGGUGAGGGACUAAAGAAAGGCACACGCGUGGGAGAAGGAGCAUUUAGGGAAGUUGCAGCUUACCUUUUGGAUCACCCAAUGGCUGGAGCACGUUCAUUAUAUAAUGGAGAGAAGGGCUUUUCUGGUGUUCCUCCCACUAUGAUGGUGAAGUGCUUGCACAAAGCAUUUAGUUAUCGAGAUGGUUAUCAGUAUGCUCAUAGAAAUGUGAAAAUUGGGUCACUACAGAUGUUUGUGGAAAAUAUUGGAAGCUGUGAAAACAUGGGACCUCGUGCUUUUCCAUUGGAUGAGGUGCACAAGAUCUCAGUGUUGGACAUAAGAUUGGCAAAUGCUGAUAGGCAUGCAGGGAACAUUCUAGUUACAAGGGAAAAUGGACAAGGUCAAAUCGUGCUUGUUCCAAUUGAUCAUGGCUAUUGCUUGCCCGAGAAUUUUGAAGAUUGCACAUUUGAAUGGCUGUACUGGCCUCAAGCUCAGGAAUCUUAUUCCCCCGCCAUUAUAGAGUACAUCAAGUCACUGGAUGCUGAACAAGACAUUGAACUGUUGAAGUUACAUGGUUGGGACAUACCACCUGCCUGUGCCCGCACCCUUCGCAUUUCCACCAUGCUUUUGAAGAAAGGUGCAGAAAGGGGGCUCACACCCUUUGCUAUAGGAAGUAUCAUGUGCAGGGAAACAUUGAACAAGGAGUCUGUUAUUGAGCAGAUUGUUCGAGAAGCAGAAGAAACUGUUCAUCCAAGAACAAGCAAAAAUGCAUUUCUUAAAGCUGUGGCACUGAUCAUGGACCGUCAUCUUGAUGAACUAGGCCUAUAAGUCAAUGGAGUACCUUGUUAGGUAUAUCAGUGUAAAUUCACAAAGCUAGGCACAUACAUAGAAGAUGGAUGAUUGGUCCUUGGUGGGUUCUUUUUGAUGAACUGCAGGUUCUCAAGUAGUAUGGGUUUGAUUACUGGAAGCUGUAUGGUACCCUCCAUCAUCUUCUUCGUUUUGUUCAUACACCAAGCUGUGCCUGAACUCGUACUCUGAUAUUCAUAUUCUAAUUCUUGUUUAAAAAUGCAUGUAUUAUAUUGUUUUGUGGUAUUGGCAUUUUGUUUUCCUGCAAUUGUAAUGCAUACAUAAUGAUUUGUAGCCCAGAAGUAGGAUUUAAGAUGAGGGCUAAAUCCUAUUUAACGGCAGAGAUAAAUUUGCUGCUCUUACUAAUCAACACCAAUCUGGGGU
This is a messenger RNA of Rubroshorea leprosula, 2460 nucleotides long. The record is from the annotation of a GenBank genome assembly. Lineage: Eukaryota; Viridiplantae; Streptophyta; Magnoliopsida; Malvales; Dipterocarpaceae.